UUCUUCCUCCCUCCCUCCCCCCUCACUCACUCUCAGCAGCCGCCCAGGCAGAGGCACACAGAGCAAUGGAGUACGAGAGGAUACACAAGGUCCAGGCAGGUGCCCUUUCUCCCACAAAGCUUAGGAUGAAGCUCCUGGGAGCCCAAAAUCGCGUGAGGGUCAUCAGCAACAGCUCAGCGCGGACAUCGCCUUCAAAGAGCGUUGAGCCAUCACAGGCGCAGAACAGACUGUUAGUUUGUGAUGUUCUUGAAGAAGUUUCGGACAGCUCUGGUGCCUCCAAAUGCCCUGCAGCAGUUGGCAACACUGAAGCUUUAGAUAAGGAUCCAUCAGUGGAUAGCUACAAAGUUCAAAACAUGCCCAAGAAUUCAGCUCACCAACCUGCACCUAGCAGCUCAAGUGUGAUACAUCCGGUACGAAUUGUCGAGGAAGACAGUAAUGAGUGUGACAGCGGUCUUGACAAUGCUAGUACCAGCAGCUUUGAGUUCCAUGGGGGCGAGAAAACGGGGGCGCAGAAUCCGACGGCGGGGUAUUUCUCUAGACAGGCUUCCUCCAAGUGGAAUGACGCGGAGAAAUGGAUCGUGAACAAGCAAACUGUUCAGCAGAACACCACCAAGGGCGCAUCACAGAACCAGAGUGCGUACCAGGUGAAUUCUGCUGCACCCAGGGGUGCCAUUGUGCCCAAGCAUCCAAACCGAGGCGCAUUUGCUCGGCCCAUUCAGAACAUGAAAAGAUUCAAUCCGGCUUCGUCGGCUUCUCGAAGCAUAUUGGAGAGGCUGUCUUUUGCUUCACAUCAGCCGAAGGUGGUCCGGCAUGCAGAUAUCUGUCCAGUUGAAAGUUCUAUUAGUGCCACUGCAGAAUAUCAGAAGGGAGUAACUCAUACCAGCUCAAUUGCAAUUCAGCCCUGCAAUGAACCAGAAGCUAUUUCUACAGUUCAAUCGGUGUCUGUGAGAGAUGUGGGCACAGAAAUGACCCCAAUACCAAGUCAGGACCCUUCAAGAACCGGAACACCACUUGGGUCUAUGACACCAAGUCGGAGCCCAAAUUGUUCGAUACCAUCAACUCCAGUAGGAGGACGAUCGACAACAUCAAUAGGAGAAGACAAUGCAGAUGAUGGUCCUUAUUUCAACAGAAAAGGUGGCGCAAAUGAAAUGUCUGAGGAUGAAAUCAGGCUUAAGGCAAGGAAAGAAAUUGCCGCUCUAGGUGUACAACUUGGAAAGAUGAACAUUGCAACAUGGGCUAGCAAAGAGGAGCUAGAAUUAGUCUCUGCAACACCGACUAUUGCUGAUCUCGAGCGGAUGAAGAAGGAAUAUGCAGCUCGUGCGGCAGCAUUCGAGGACGCAGAAAAUUCUAAGCAUACAGCUAGAUUCAAGAAGGAAGAGCUGAAGAUCGAAGCAUGGGAGAGCCGCCAAAGAACAAAUGUUGAAUUCGAAAUGAGGAGACUAGAGGAACGUGCGGAGAAAAUGAGAAGCGACGCGAUGGCAAAGAUGGCUGAAAAGCUCGAGAUGGCACGCCGUCUGGCCGAAGAGAAGCGGGCCUCUGCCAACGCCAAGAUGAACAAGCAAGCAGCGAGGGCGGUUCAAAAGGCCGAUCAGAUUCGCGAGACGGGACGAAUCCCACGGUCGCAUAUCCUAUGCUGCGGCUGUUUCUGUGAACCUUAG
Messenger RNA from Lolium rigidum, 1658 nucleotides. RefSeq lists its product as uncharacterized. The transcript has 6 exons. NCBI's taxonomy places the organism in Eukaryota, Viridiplantae, Streptophyta, Magnoliopsida, Poales, Poaceae. The record is from RefSeq and is a predicted model, not a curated record. Bases 66 to 1658 code for a protein of 530 amino acids.